CCAGCCUGUCCGUCCCUCCGUCUUCCUCCUCCACCUCCUCCCCCCCUUUGAAUAGAUCGAAUCGCCCUUCCAAUAGUUCCCACCAUGGCCGAGGAUGUUCAAAAGAACGCCAACCCGACUCAACCCGGUGCCCCGCCUGAAACCCCUCGUGCGCAGCUAGAGAGCCUGAUUGAGCGAGCCGCUGCCAAAGAUGCCCUGAAAGAUUUCGAUUCUGCGGCCGAGAUUUAUUCCGAGGCUACCGAGCUUCAAGCCAGGCUGAACGGGGAAUUGUCACUGGACAACGCCGACCUCUUAUUCGCCUACGGCAAAGCCCUCUACAAUGUUGCCGUGAGCAAGAGCGACGUCCUUGGCUCCAAGGUGGCCGGUGAAACCAAGUCCCAGCCAAGCGCAUCAGCCCAAGAGACAGCAACGAUGAGUGGCGAGAACCCCAUUGAAAGAGCAAUCGCUAGUGGAUUGGCGCCGAAGGGAGCGGUCGCAGACAAUGCGCCCUCUGGAUCGGCUGAGAACAAGCCGUUUUUCCAGUUCACCGGUGACGAAAACUUCGACGACUCGGAUUCGGAAGAAGAAGACAAUGGUCAAGAAGCCAAUAACGCCGAUGACGAUGACGAUUUUGCCAAUGCUUUUGAAGUUCUUGAUCUGGCCCGCAUACUUUACCACAAGAAACUCACCUCGAUCGAUGACGAAAGCGGGAAAGGAAAGUCGACCGACCUAUCGCCAACCCUCCGCCACCUGAAGGAGAGGCUUGCCGAUACGUAUGAUUUACAGGCGGAAAUUUCCUUGGAAGCCGAACGAUUCAUGGAUGCAGUUGCCGACCUGAAAACUGCCCUUGGUCUGCGCCAGGCUUUAUUCUCAAUAGAAGACCCCUCUAUUGCCGAAUGCCACUACAAACUCUCACUUGCCUUGGAGUUUGCAUCGGUCCAAAAGGGAAACGAUGAUCUCGAAGGCGAGGAGAAUCAGGAUCAGCGUGGCCAGAUUGAUGAGGAAAUGAGGAAGGACGCAGCAUUCCAGAUGGAAAAGGCUAUUGAAAGCUGCCGUGUUAGAAUGGCUCAGGAGCAGGCCAAACUUGAUUGCGAAAGCUCUCGAGAUGAAGACAAAACCACGGCUAUGAAAAGAAAAAUAGCCAAUGUGAAAGAAAUCAUAGCUGAUAUGGAGCAAAGACUCGUCGAUAUUCGCAGCCGACCAGUCUCAUUUGAAGACGAUGAGAAAGGUGAAGCGGUCCUCAAGGGCCUUCUAGGCCAAAUGAUGGGGCAAUCUCCUUCCGAGAAACAGGCAAAACUGGAUACCGUUACAAAAAAUGCCAACGACCUGUCUGCCUUUGUCAAGCGGAAGCCAGCCGAUGGCCAGGCAUCUCAUCGAAAUGACUUGCCACACAAGCGUCUGGCUCAUGAAGGGAGCCCUGAAGGCAAUGCAAAAAGGACACGAAAGGGUAGCAAUACAGUUGAUUGAUCGGGGCUCCUGGAACACCAUGGUCAUUGUGUAUCUGUGAUCAUGUUCCGUUCCAAUCCAUGGUCAGUUACGUUUCGUGGGUUUGCUUAAUCCGAUUCUCUCCCAAUUAAUCCUGCCCCUGGUUCACCCGCAAACAAUAGUUGACCUAUGCAGAACACAUACAUACGGGCACAAUGAAUGAUAUUGGCUUGCACUGUCAUGGCAGGAUGAAAGGUUCAAACAACGAUACCCCCAGCAUUCUUGUACCGUUAAAGAUUUGAUUCUUUGGCAUUCAUCCUAGUCAUUAUCACUACCAUUACUAUUAACCAUGAUACCCCGAAGUUGGGACAAUCAGCAAAUUAGUAUAUAUACCG
Messenger RNA from Aspergillus steynii IBT 23096, 1799 nucleotides. RefSeq lists its product as uncharacterized. Lineage: Eukaryota; Fungi; Ascomycota; Eurotiomycetes; Eurotiales; Aspergillaceae. Gene Ontology annotation, cellular component: nucleoplasm. Gene Ontology annotation, biological process: CENP-A containing chromatin assembly; DNA replication-dependent chromatin assembly. Bases 85 to 1446 code for a protein of 453 amino acids. Gene Ontology annotation, molecular function: histone binding. The transcript has 2 exons. The record is from RefSeq and is a predicted model, not a curated record.